GCACGAACUUAACAAGUUUAUAACUAUUGCACGUCGGCCUCGUGAGAACAGUCAGCUGGAAGGAGUAAAACAUGGCAGGUCUUUCGUUCAGUCUUGUCGCACUCUUCCUGGGAUUCAGUUGUUCCUUGGCGAAGAUUCCAGCUGGUUAUAUCAUGCUAGUGACUCCUAAAUGUGGCCCAGAUGGGAAAGUGGAUGGGAAGGUGAAGGUCACCACAGAUCUGAUAGCCGAGGCCAAGGCAAUCUGCCGGGACGACGUAGAAGUGCCCUUCACCAAGGUGGCCCAAGGCGUGAGCUUGGAAUUACCGGUUUCCUAUGCGCCAAGCGGCAGCAGUCGCUGUAAAUUUCAAAAACGCAAGGACACAAGGGUGUACGUUCUCAAAGUGUACGUGUCGUGGGGCGAGCCGGGAAAUCCAGUCCAUUCUGAAGAAGAGGAGUUCUACGUCACCUGCACCUUUGACGAGAAUGGAAAUCAAAUCUCUCCGAAUCAAACUGUUGAUGAAAGUCUCGUUGCACCACUGGAAAUCCAGACCCAUCUUGGAAAGAAAGCUGUGUCCACCUUUACACUGACUUUAACGGAUGUUCUUGGAGCUCAUUUGACCAACAAGAAGGUGCCCUUGGGUAGGAAGGUUGUUUUGACGGCAUCUACGGACGGCAAGAAUAACGAGAAGGGUCUUAGGCCAGACGGAUGUGAUGCAAUUGGCACUCAAACCGGAAGAAGAUACGCAAUUCUACGAGCUGGCUGUGGCGAUGGCGUCGUGUUCGGGCAGAAGGACGGCUUCGUAAGCAGUGGGCUGACUUCAAUGAGUCCUUACUUCAGCGCUUUCGACAUGGCAGGCGAGCCCUCCAUCCGAUUUGAGUGUAACUUUACAUUAUGCGAAAAAGCAUGCAAUGGGAGUUCCUGCUUGAACGAAAGACGCCGGAGAUCUGAAGAUGAUGACGACAAACCACGUCUAAUUUUCAGCGACGACUCGGGACAACGUUCAUGGUUUGACCUCCGUGACAGCAGCAACGACCUCGUGUUCUGGGCGUUAUUGCUUGGCAUAGGAAUGGUGACGCUGAUAUCGGUGGGUGUAUCGGUCUGUGCCCUUGCAAGACGCAGAUCAAACAUACAAGUUGUCGCAGCCUAAUGAAUAAAUACUUAAAAUAC
Molecule: messenger RNA, 1147 nt
Organism: Haliotis rufescens (red abalone)
Lineage: Eukaryota; Metazoa; Mollusca; Gastropoda; Lepetellida; Haliotidae
Product: vitelline envelope sperm lysin receptor-like
Exons: 10
Coding region: 72-1127 (351 amino acids)
Source: RefSeq, a predicted model, not a curated record